CUCCGUCGGGUCGCGGCUCGGGCUCCUUUGUGUCGGGGCGAUGCUGUCGGGGGGCAAGAAGGGCUUGGAGGCGGCGGCAGGCGGCGAGGGCGGCCCCGAGGCUCCGGUGCCUCCGGCCGCAGCCGCCCCGGGCUCCGCUGCCGAGGAGCGCACGCCCCGCAAGAAGGAGCCGCCGCGGGGCUCCCCCCCGGCCGCGCUGUCCGAGCCGCCCCCCGGGGCCGCCCCUGCGCCCGGCGCCGACACCGCGGGGAUCGCAGAGACCCCCGAGGGCCGCAGGACCAGCCGGCGCAAGAGGGCCAAGGUGGAGUAUAGAGAGAUGGACGAGAGUCUUGCAAACCUGUCAGAAGAUGAGUAUUACUCUGAAGAAGAGAGAAAUGCUAAAGCUGAGAAAGAGAAGAAGCUGCCACCACCACCUCCCCCAGCUCCUGCAGAAGAGGAGAAUGAAAGCGAGCCGGAGGAGCCAUCCGGGCAAGCAGGAGGACUUCAAGACGACAAUUCUGGAGGGUAUGGAGACGGCCAAGCAUCAGGUGUGGAGGGUGCAGCUUUCCAGAGUAGACUUCCACAUGACCGUAUGACAUCUCAAGAAGCUGCCUGCUUCCCUGAUAUAAUCAGUGGGCCCCAGCAGACCCAGAAGGUGUUUCUGUACAUCAGGAACCGCACUCUGCAGCUCUGGCUGGAUAACCCAAAGAUUCAGUUGACAUUUGAGGCAACUAUCCAACAAUUAGAAGCACCCUAUAAUAGUGAUACGGUGCUGGUUCACAGAGUGCACAGCUACCUGGAGCGCCACGGGCUCAUCAACUUCGGCAUCUACAAGAGAGUGAAGCCUCUUCCCACCAAGAAGACUGGGAAGGUGAUCAUCAUCGGAUCUGGAGUCUCUGGGUUGGCAGCAGCUCGCCAGUUGCAGAGUUUUGGAAUGGAUGUCACAGUUCUGGAAGCCAGGGACCGAGUAGGAGGAAGAGUUGCGACGUUCCGCAAAGGGAACUACGUUGCUGACCUGGGAGCAAUGGUGGUGACAGGACUUGGAGGAAAUCCCAUGGCUGUGGUCAGCAAACAAGUGAAUAUGGAAUUGGCUAAGAUCAAACAAAAAUGUCCACUUUAUGAAGCAAAUGGACAAGCUGUCCCAAAAGAGAAAGAUGAAAUGGUGGAGCAAGAGUUUAAUCGUCUGCUGGAAGCCACAUCCUACCUCAGUCAUCAGCUGGAUUUUAACGUUCUCAAUAAUAAGCCUGUCUCCCUAGGUCAGGCUCUGGAGGUUGUCAUACAGCUGCAGGAGAAGCAUGUGAAGGAUGAGCAGAUUGAGCACUGGAAAAAAAUUGUGAAAACACAGGAGGAAUUGAAAGACCUUCUUAACAAGAUGGUGAAUUUAAAAGAGAAGAUUAAAGAACUUCAUCAGCAGUAUAAGGAAGCAUCAGAGGUGAAGCCACCUCGAGAUAUUACAGCAGAGUUCCUCGUGAAAAGCAAACACAGAGAUCUGACUGCACUCUGCAAGGAGUAUGAUGAAUUGGCGGAAACACAAGGAAAGCUGGAGGAGAAGUUACAGGAACUUGAAGCCAAUCCUCCAAGUGAUGUUUAUCUGUCAUCAAGAGACAGGCAAAUACUCGACUGGCACUUUGCAAACCUAGAAUUUGCCAAUGCUACACCCCUGUCUACACUGUCACUGAAGCACUGGGACCAGGAUGAUGACUUUGAGUUCACAGGCAGUCACUUGACUGUGAGGAAUGGCUAUUCCUGUGUGCCUGUAGCCUUAGCAGAAGGCUUGGAUAUUAAACUGAACACAGCAGUUCGCCAGGUUCGCUACACAGCAUCAGGUUGUGAAGUGAUCGCUGUAAACACGCGCUCUACGAGCCAGACUUUCAUUUACAAAUGUGAUGCUGUUCUGUGCACUCUUCCCUUGGGAGUGUUGAAGCAGCAGCCUCCAGCAGUACAGUUUGUGCCACCUCUGCCUGAGUGGAAAACUUCAGCAGUUCAGCGGAUGGGAUUUGGCAACCUUAACAAGGUUGUGUUGUGUUUUGAUCGUGUCUUCUGGGAUCCGAGCGUCAAUUUGUUUGGUCAUGUUGGUAGCACUACUGCAAGCAGAGGAGAACUCUUCCUGUUUUGGAACCUGUACAAAGCACCAAUUCUGUUGGCCUUGGUGGCAGGAGAAGCAGCAGGAAUCAUGGAAAACAUCAGUGAUGAUGUCAUUGUUGGCCGGUGCCUUGCCAUCCUCAAAGGCAUCUUUGGGAGCAGCGCUGUGCCUCAGCCUAAGGAAACGGUGGUGUCCCGCUGGCGCGCCGACCCCUGGGCCCGGGGCUCCUACUCCUAUGUAGCAGCCGGAUCUUCUGGCAAUGACUAUGAUCUGAUGGCUCAGCCCAUUACUCCCGGACCAGCCAUUCCCGGUGCUCCACAGCCCGUUCCUCGCCUCUUCUUUGCUGGGGAGCACACGAUCCGCAACUACCCGGCCACGGUCCAUGGGGCUCUGCUGAGCGGGCUCCGGGAAGCCGGGCGCAUCGCAGACCAGUUCCUGGGGGCCAUGUACACUCUGCCUCGCCAGCCCACGCCGGGGGUGCCCCCCCAGCCAGCAGCCACCAUGUGAGGAGGUACCCGAAGAGGAGGGACAAGACCCCAGUGCUGCUGUGGGGCCUCCGUGGGGUGAAGAUGCAGAGUCUGCAGCGGUGCCUGAGCCACAGCUCAGCCAGGAGUUCUGUGGACACUCCCAUUGGAUUCCUGUGAACACUCCCAUUGGAUUCCUGUGGACACUCCCAUUGGAAUGGGCUCACAGAAGCUCUGGCUUGGCAGGAUCUCGUGGAGCUCUUUGAAGGGUCUGUGCCCACAGUUCUGUGCUGCCAGGCUGGGCAGGGGCUUCGUGGGACCCUGUCAAUGCUUCCUGAAGGUCAAGCUUGUAGCUGGAGGAUUUUUUAGGUGUGUUUGGGGUUUUUGUUGACUUUUGUUUUCUACCUACCCGUGGGUUUACAAUGUGGUAACUGCACAAGGGCAGCUGGUACCUACACCUGGGGGCUUAGUGUACAAUUAAUGUUAUUAAUAAUAACUAUGUGGGUGCUUUUUAUUACUGUUUGAAGAACAGUAUUUAUUGACCAAUUCUUACCUGGCAUUUGAGUUUGAUGCAACUGUUUCCCCCCUCCACAAUGUCCAUUUGUUGCUACCCUGUAUGCAUCCUGUUCUAGAAAGAAAGCUGGUAUUAAAUACCUUCAACAAACGAAA
This is a messenger RNA of Melopsittacus undulatus (budgerigar), 3195 nucleotides long. Its product is annotated as lysine-specific histone demethylase 1A. The record is from RefSeq and is a predicted model, not a curated record. Lineage: Eukaryota; Metazoa; Chordata; Aves; Psittaciformes; Psittaculidae. Gene Ontology annotation, molecular function: chromatin binding; oxidoreductase activity; transcription factor binding. Gene Ontology annotation, cellular component: nucleus. The coding region runs from base 41 to 2569 and encodes 842 amino acids. Gene Ontology annotation, biological process: positive regulation of transcription by RNA polymerase II; negative regulation of transcription by RNA polymerase II. The transcript is spliced from 20 exons.